AUGGGAGACUCAGCCUCUUCAAGAACACCGGGUCCUCCCUACGUCGCCUCGCGGGCGCAGCAAGGAAACAUGUCAGUACGGGCGACUAUCGUGCUGACGGACAGCGAGUCUGACGCAGAUGAGCUACCUUAUCAUCCCCAGGCGCCGUCGACGCCGUCGACUGGGCGAACGGCCAAGAGCGCAUCCGAUCUUUCUACUAUUCAGGCCAAUUUGUCCUCCUUAACUCCUCGCAAGGCCGACAAAGUCGAGAUACCGCCCACCCCAAUACCAUCCUCGAAGAUGCCAAUAGCGCAAGCUUCCGCUACUGUCAGUGCAAGAUCGCGGCCACCAGGCCCAUCAACAACCAGCACCCUCGAAGUUUCCGAUGAGGACAACGAUUGGUCUUGGCCAAAACCUGCGACGAAGAGUGCAGGUAAAAAGACCUACAAGCCUCUGCCUCGAAGACCGAUAGCACCUGCGUCUUCGGCUCCCACACUUUCCGCACCGACAUCAGCGUCCCCCUGCGUGCCCUCGUCGCAAGCCUGCUCUACGUCCACAACCCCAGAACAUUCCUUCAAACCAAAUACACCAGUGAUGUCCAAAUCGAACGCGAUUAGAUCUACAACUGCGCAGGCUGCUUCGCCAGGUGCUCUUCGUGGAAAAUUAUUUCGAACGCUCGAAACAAGGAUUGACUCUGACGCGGACGAAGAUCCGUCUUGUCCAUCACCGUCGAGGAAGUCGGCCCCGAAGACCACCUCAUCUUCAUCGACAAGUACUCCAUCGGCGCCUUCGACUUCCUCGGCAUCAUCGAUCUCUACGACUCUGAUCGACACGCCCAUUUCAACGUCUGCAACUGACGUGGACAUCCAGGACACGACGUGUCCAGAAACUGAUAUGGGUGCCUCGAAAGUUUCAAAGCAUAUUUGGGAUUUCCUAGAUGAUAGCGUCCCCACAUAUACUAUUGCUUACGACGAGGAGGUACACGCCCUAGUUCAAAAGCACCGUUUAUCUUUUGGUGUUCAGUACGAGCUUGCCAGAGGCGUCGUUUCAGGUCGGUGGACAUGGGACGAGGUUAAGUCAAAGCUAGCAGAAGAGAGAGAAGUAGAGGUUGAUAGGAACGGGAGGACGGUAGUUUGGUCUAUCGACCCACUUCGGCCUCUAAAUCACCAAAAGGCAAAGAGGAAAGGUGUUUCUCUACUCGAGGGUGAUAACGUCGACGUUGCGUGGCGAGUGGGGGAGAUCAUGAAGGGCAAUCAGAAGAGGAAGCCUGAUCUCGAGCUCUGGCGUGAGUUAGAUAGAGAGGAGAAAGCAAUGCAGGAGGGGAAGGGGCGUGGCCUUGGUCUGAUGGGUGAUUGGGACUCGUGUCCUAACUGGUACGGCGGACGCGUCCAACUCGUUUUCCGCCUACAUAAAGCUACCGAAGGGUUUAAAAUUCUCGUCGAACCGCUGGAAAGUAGACGAUCUCAUUACUUCUCGAGGAUGCUUGGCUCGAAACGCCUAGCUCAAAUCCGAAUCCCUGAUGACUACCUCCUCAAGGACAUCAAGGCAGUGAGGGCGUUUCUGAGACAGCGCUUUAUCUUUAUGGGCGCCGUGUACCUCCCAUAUCAUGCAAAAGACGGCAACAGUGUCUACUGCAUUGACACAAGUGUUGGUGGAGAUGGUCUCGAUAGUCUUGGUUCUGUUUGUGAGUGGCAUAAUCCUAUCGAGUUGAACUACCGACAGCCAAUCGCGAAAUACUCCACCCGAAACACGCUUGGCUUCUCCAACUCUGUCCCAGUUUUGGAAUUUGCCGAAGAAGACAUAGACUUCGACAUUCCCGAUCUACUAGCCACGGAGGGGUUGAGGCCGGGUGUUGAACCGUUAUCCCAUCAGUUGAUGACUGACGGCUGUGGAUUCAUGAAUCGCGCUGCGCUCCUGACGCUGAGAGCAACGAUGGGCCUGGAAUCUCCUCCAAGUCUCGUACAAGGUCGUAUUGCGGGUGCUAAGGGCGUAUGGGCCCUUCAUCCCAAGGACACUUGUUCCCGACCACGAAUUUGGAUUCGUCCUUCUCAAAAUAAGAUCAAGCUUCCUCGACCCUUGGAUCGGGCGCACCGUAUUUUCAACCUCCUUCGCACCUCCCGAAAAUCUAUGCCUUGCUCACUCUCUACACAAAUUAUCCUGAAUCUAUCGUAUAACGGCGUCCCACAUGAAACGCUUGUUGAUAAGUUAGGAGAAGGUCUGCGCAUGGAACUUCGGCCGCUGAUGGAUUGGACGCAACCGCGGGCGAUGGAGCACCUUUGGCACGCCGUCAUGCGAUUGGGGCACGUCGGAUUGAACAGGGCAGCACGGGUUGCCAGAGUGGAGAGUCGUGCAUUGGGGCUGGCUGGUCGUGACCGGGGCGAGGUCGAGAUUGAAGCAGAGGAUGUCGUCGAAGACAUUGACGAUGUCGAUGAGCCCACGAAACACGCCUACGCUGGCCGAGAUACGUGGAGUGGUCUCCCCGUUGAGGCCCAUGAGACGAUUAUAGAAGCUGUUCAAGCUGGAUUCAAACCCAACGAAUCCCGAUUCCUCUACGAAAAGCUUCACAGUGUUUUCAAGUUUGCGAUUGAUGAUGCAACAAGAAAUUAUCGUCUCCCAGUCAUGCAGUCUACCACAGCCAUCAUGAUUCCCGAUCCCAAGGGUGUUUUGAGAGAAGGUGAAGUGUACUACAAGCCCUCAAGUCCAUUUCGACACCCCAUCACAGGAGAACUUCUACACAUAUUGAAGGGCGAUAUAUUGGUAGGUUCUCUGUAUCGAAAGAAUCAUUACAAUUCACCCAUGGACAACAAUGGCACACAGAUUGGUAGAUAUCCAAUGCGUCUAGCAUCAGAUGUCCAGAAGGUGAAAGCUGUCGAAGUUCAUGAACUCCAAAACUACGUCGAUGUCCUUAUAUUACCUACUACCGGGUCACGAUCGCUAGCGAGUGUCCUAUCUGGCGGUGAUUAUGACGGCGACGAAGAUAUCAUCAUCUGGGACCCAGACAUCGUCGGGCCGUUCCGUAAUCAUGAAGUCGUUGAUGAGCCCGAAGGCUUCCUGACCGACCACUUCAAGAAGCAAGUUGAGAAAGUCCCUGAAUUCUGUUCUAGGCUGUACGCCGUACCCAAAACAGAGGCCCAGCGCUGCAUUUUUGAUAUCUUACUCUUGAAUGUAUGCGAUUCCAAGGUUGGCUUGUAUUCGAAGUUCCAUGAUUGUGCCGUCUGGCAAUACGGGCUCAAUCAUCCCAAGGCCGUUUUGAUGGCAUACAUAUUCAACACAGUGCUGGAUGCGCCGAAGACUGGAUUACAAGUCAUGAAACGAUCUUUCAUUCAGCACCAAAGCCAAUUCAACCACACAACACCUUGGGACCCCCCUUCUGACGAGCCUAGCCCACCUCCGCGAAAAGCUCAAGGGGCUUUUGUGCUCCACGAUUUAAGGGAUGCUGGUCAAGAACUCAAAGAUCAAUACCUUGAAGAAUUCGAACAUUUCCCAACUGAGCAUGAUGCAAAAUUGAGUAACAUACGUGAUGCGUCUUUGCUGGAGACCUACAGAAGUGCUCGAAGGGUUGCAUCGAUGUUACCAAGGUCAUUUCCCGCCUUUCGCGACGAGCUCGACGCUCUUGACGAGCAUGUCAAGCGGCACAUCGAACUCUAUAGCACCGACACCUUCAACGAAAUGAAGAGAUCACCCUACGAGGGCGACGACAAGAAAAGGAAGGGGAAAGACAAGGGCUCCAGCGGCGACGAGGCUCGAUUAGCUCGACUGGUCAAGUCGUUUUAUACAACCAUGCCAGAGUCGAGAUUCACUCCUCGUCCUGAAUCCGUCGCUGCAUCGUUUGCAUAUCAACUACAUCCUCGAUUCGCCUUUACCGUUGCUUUCAAGACGUUGGCCACACUUAAGGCACUCGCUGCAGAGGGCGGUAUUGCGCCAUGUACUAGGAGCUUUGACGAAGGCAGGGUGAUGUCGGCUUCGUUUCUUCGGGCCAUUCAGAAUGGUGAUGAUGACGACUAG
Molecule: messenger RNA, 3984 nt
Organism: Pleurotus ostreatus (oyster mushroom)
Lineage: Eukaryota; Fungi; Basidiomycota; Agaricomycetes; Agaricales; Pleurotaceae
Exons: 11
Coding region: 1-3984 (1327 amino acids)
Biological process (GO): siRNA processing
Cellular component (GO): nuclear RNA-directed RNA polymerase complex
Molecular function (GO): RNA-directed RNA polymerase activity
Source: RefSeq, a predicted model, not a curated record